Colletotrichum gloeosporioides is the source of this 1521-nucleotide messenger RNA. RefSeq names its product putative transporter SEO1. The coding region runs from base 1 to 1521 and encodes 506 amino acids. Gene Ontology annotation, biological process: transmembrane transport. Gene Ontology annotation, cellular component: membrane. Gene Ontology annotation, molecular function: transmembrane transporter activity. The record is from RefSeq and is a predicted model, not a curated record. The transcript has 12 exons. NCBI's taxonomy places the organism in Eukaryota, Fungi, Ascomycota, Sordariomycetes, Glomerellales, Glomerellaceae.
AUGUCACUACCUCAAGAGAAAGACGUGAAGAACGUUUCCGUCGUCCGGCAUAGCAAUGAAGAAUCGCCAGCUCGUUCCAAAGAGUCCGAUCAUGGAGCCACCAAUGGCGCAAACUACACGGAGUCCAAGAGGACGUGGAAGUCCUUCUUCUGGUCAACCCUGGAUGUUCCUAAGGAGGAGGCCAGAUUUCUCACCAAGCUCGAUUUGACUCUCAUCUCUUCCUCUGCUUUAGGAGUGAUGUGUCGCUACUUGGACCAAGUCAAUAUCACCAACGCAUUCAAUAGCGGCAUGAAGGAAGACCUCGCACUUUACGGAAAAGAGCUUAACUACGCCAAUGCUAUCUGGAGUGCAGCCUACGUGUUUGGGCAGAUCCCAUCCAACUUGCUUCUCACCCGUGUCAAUGCGCCUCUUUAUAUCGCUUUCCUCGAGUUAUCAUGGACCAUUUUCACUUUUGCUACUGCUGGUGUCAAAGAUGUCAACCAGCUCUACGUCUUCCGCUUCUUCGUUGGUCUGUUUGAAGCGGGCCAUUUUCCUGCGGUUAUGUAUGUCUGCUCAAGCUACUACAAACCUCAUGAGCUUGCUCGACGAAACACCUUGAUUCAAGUUUUCACGUCCGUGGGGCCCCUCUUCUCGGGAUUCCUCAUGGCGGCUGUCUAUGCGGGAUUGGAUGGAGUCAGCGGUCUGCCUGGUUGGAGAUGGAUGUACAUCGUAUGCGGUUGCAUUUCCUUUCCUUGUGCCGUCUGGACAGCCUUUGCGAUGCCUCAGCUACCAGCCCGUGCAAAGGCAAAUUGGAUCUUCACCGAGAAGGAGGUCGAGUUGGCUCGUGCCAGAAUGCCUAGCGAGGUUCGGCCGAUGACUGGACUUUUCAAAUGGACGGACGUCAAACGAUGGCACACCACCUGGCACGUUUAUCUAUUCCCCAUAUUCUUCGCGUUCCUCGCACAACUUGGUCAAUCCGGGGGAUCCAUGAUCUUUUGGGUGAAGAGCUACAACGUUAUCGGAAAACCUCCAGUCUUUUCAGUCGCUGAAAUCAACAUCAUCCCUCUCGGCAUAAACAUCAUCUCAAUCGUGUGCACACUCAUCAAUUCUUGGGUUUCCGACAGUCUUCCCGGAUCCGCGCGCUGGCCGGGCAUGGUGUUUGCCAGCGUCAUGGCCAUCAUCUUUCCCAUCGCCCUUGCCGCGACUCCCGUGCAUCCCUCGAAUAUUGGAAGUCGCUGGGCUCUUUACUAUUUGACCGCCCUCUCAGGCACCUGCGCCGGAAUCACCUGGACCUGGGUGAACGAGACCAGCAGGCAUGAUCCAGAAAAGCGAGCGUACACCUCUGCCUUGAUGAACGCUUUCGCCUAUAUCUUUACGGCAUGGGUCCCGAUCUUCACCUUCCCAGCAAACCUUCAGCCUUACAUCGUGACCGGAAACUACAUUACUGCUGGCUUCGGGGCCUGCGCGGCCCUGACGGCGCUCCUGAUUCGGCAUUUCUACAACCGCGAUCUCGCUAGGCAAAAGUCUGAUGGCGGAGUGUAG